Lymnaea stagnalis (great pond snail) is the source of this 1562-nucleotide messenger RNA. Lineage: Eukaryota; Metazoa; Mollusca; Gastropoda; Lymnaeidae. The record is from the annotation of a GenBank genome assembly.
CAGAUUUUUUCUCACUUGAUAAUCAUUGAUUUUGAAUCAACUUGUUGGGAAAAUGAAAAACACAGUCCUCAAGAAAUCAGUGAAUAAACAUUUUUUUUUUUUUGUGAAAUUUAAGUUACAUAUUCUCAAUUUAAAAUCUCAUAAUUAUGUAAAGCCACAGUUUGAAAAAGUUUUUUUUUAAAUCUGUUCAUAGACUUUACCAAUACACUUGUUCUAGCUGAUUUUAAUUUUUGCCAGUUGAGUUUCCAGCCAUUCUAAUGAACACCAAAACGGGUGAAAUAGAAAGUGAAUUCCAUUACUACUUACAGCCAACUGAAAUGCCAUUUCUCAGUCAUUUUUGCCAACAACUCACUGGAAUAACUCAGGUAAAGAAAACAAUUUCAUUCACACUUUUUGUUUCAAAAUUAUAUUUAAAACUUAACUGGGAUUCCCAGUAGUCAACAGUUUUAUGACCAUAUCAAAUAUCAGUCAAAAUAGUACCGAUCCAUGUGUUUUUAUAUUUCAUUAGUAAGUUACAACUUAAAUGAUUGCAUUGCAGUCCUUCCAGCAGCAGCAGCAAGUACAAUCAAUUCUGUGCCGUGAAGAAAUCUGGCUUUGCACCUAAUUAGGAUGAAAGGAAUCAGAUUCAUUUACAUAGAUCGGAAUCCCACUGUUUGUUUUUUAAUAAUAUUACUGUAUUUAAAAAAAAUAGCUUAAUAAUUGUUUAUGAUUUUUUUCAAAUCAGACUGACAUAUGGUUAAUGGUACCCAAGGACUAGUGGGAACCACCAUUGAUUUAUUCUUCUGUAAAAUUUUAUACCAGUAGAAAAAAAUUUGAAAUCUUUCUAUUCCAUAUGAUUUCUGGGUAAUAUGGAUAAAAGAAGUUAAUAUUAUUCUGUAAAUUAAUUAUUUUCAUUAAUUCUACUUAAACUAGCCACAAAAUGUUAAUCACUAUAUUUUUAGAUUCAGGUUGACAAUGGUAUUCCCCUGAAUCUCUGUCUGAGGAAAUUUACAAGCUGGCUGAAUGGACUGCAGAAAGAUAAAGGCAUUGUCUGUGCAAAUGAUAAUAUAAAUAAUACUGUUGAUGAUAGAAAAAUGGCUGCCUUUGUGACAUGGUCAGGUAAGACGUGCUGUUACAAUAUGUAAAUAUGUUUUCUUUUAAUUUGACAAUUUUUUUAUUCUUUAAAUCACACUGAAGUUUUCAUUUACCUAUUGUGAUGAAUGAAUUAAAUUAUACUAUUUUAACAUAUUGUCAAGAAUGUAUUUAAAAGCAAUGCUAAACAGUCUCAUGUUAUAUAUUCUUUAUUUAAAAAGUGUGCUAGAAAUUUUUUUAUUAAGAAAAAUUGACAGUUUAUAAAUGAAGUUUUACCAAUACAUAUGGCAAACUGCAUUUUGGACAUUCAAAUUCCAAUAUUAAACUGAUGGAUACAAUUAUCAUCAUACUAACACAGUUUCAUUUUGAUAGAUUGGGAUUUAGGAGUAUGUCUGCAUUAUGAAAUCAAAAGAAAACAAAUCAUGAGACCUCCAGUCCUAGACAGGUGGAUUGACUUGAGGGCAACAUACAGGGUAACCUUUUUUUUUUAA